Molecule: messenger RNA, 3209 nt
Organism: Tachysurus fulvidraco (yellow catfish)
Lineage: Eukaryota; Metazoa; Chordata; Actinopteri; Siluriformes; Bagridae
Gene: slc52a2
Product: solute carrier family 52 member 2
Exons: 3
Coding region: 183-2918 (911 amino acids)
Biological process (GO): riboflavin transport
Cellular component (GO): plasma membrane
Molecular function (GO): riboflavin transmembrane transporter activity; 3'-5'-RNA exonuclease activity
Source: RefSeq, a predicted model, not a curated record
UAAAGCCCAUCUAUUUGGAACCAAUCAGGUCCUCCGCCUCAGAAUCAAACAGCCAAUCAAAUGCUGAGCCCUGCAUACCAAAUCCCAACAGUUUUCUAUCCUUAUCCUUAUUCUUCUUACCAAGGAAAUGUAAGUGGAAAACAAGCGCUCAUAAUUUGUACGAGGGACAAAAAACACGAGCUAUGGAGGACCUUCAAGACUCCAGUUUCAGUGUUCCUAGUGCUAUGAGUAUCGCUGAUGAAUUGAAGGAUGAUUUCUACUUCAACCUUUUGGAUGACUUCCUUGGAUCUCAGACUGGCGAGUCACUGGAGUUGGAUGAAAAGCUCUGCACAAACCGGCUUCUGGUGCAAGUCGGCGUAUUAAGAGAGGACAAUAAUGCUUCAUGGGUGAACAUUACAAAGUGGCUUCAGAAGAUUUUUCCAGUAUUUCAAUCUGCAGAUUUUCGAGGUUUGAUUGAAAGGAAUACAGAAACAGCUAUGAGCUUAACCGGAGAUGCCAGAGAGAGCUUUUUCGCGUCAAAUGUUAACUUUGAAUUUGUGGGACCAAUAUGCGAUAGCAUUGGCAUCAGCAGACCUGAUUUGCUUGAAAUGUCUGAUUUUUCUGACCGUGCAAAGUUAACAGAAGUUACAAAUGGUCUGAUACUAGAACUGACCAGCUUCAUUGAAAGAGAAAAACUUGACCCAGUUGUUCUGGUGUCAUGGCUUUGUAAUUUUGACCCUGCAUUCUGCAGUGAUGGUAAAAUCCAUAAAGCCAAUAAACUCCUUCAGGCAAGUCUGGAAAGGUUCAGGAUGCAGUGUCGAAAAAAUCAAACCAGAAGAUACCGGAGCAGUGGAUUGUACGAUGAAUUUCUUCGGAGUCCAUUUCAUCUUAUCUCUGAUCUCAAGGAUGACUCAGAAUACAGGAGUGUGUCGGUAAUCAAAGGGCAUUUGAAAAGAAAGCGUCUUCACGUUCAAAGGAUCCAAAAUAUUCCACUGGACAAGAUCAAGGAUGAAAGUGAAUCGUUUAAUUUCUCAUACUUCCGCCCUGAAUACAAUCCAAAGCCACAUUGCUAUACUGAAAACAGCCCAAAGCUGGAAUGUGACAAUGACUCUGACCAGACAUUCCAACCAAGAGAAGUGAAGAAGGAAGAUUAUCAUUGUCAGCCUGCUGAGCCUAAGUCUGACUUGGAAGACAAGACCCAGGUUGAUACAGGAGAUUGUUUAUCCAUCCUCGAUGUCUCUGUGCUGUCUUUGCAAAAACUUACAGAAAUGUAUGGAGGGAGAACUGAUGGGGCCAAUCUGGUGUCUAUGGAUCUCCUCAAGAAUCAGUAUGCUCUGAUGCUGAAAGAAGAUCUCAGCAUGCAGUCUCUGAAUGAAAAAGUCUUGGCCUAUAACUCGGCUGGAAAAGAACCUGUGCUACCACCGCCUUUGAAUUUCCUUCACUGCAACACUCAUUUCCUUCUCAAUUUUAUUGAUGCUGUUGAGAAGCAAAUCAUGUCAUUUGAAAGAGAAAUUGUGAACACUACAGGGGAUCAGCUUGGGCGAGACAAAAACCCCAAAUUUAACGGUUUUUUAAACUUCAAUGAGAGUGCCGUCACUCGGUACAUUAACAUGGCUUGUGAAAUCUUGUGUCCAAGAGGAGAAAGCAACAAUAAUUACAGAAGGCACUGGCUUGCCUUUUGCAUUGAGAGGAAGAACCCUUCUAGGCUACCUGUCAAUCAAUCUAAUAGGUUCAUUAACUAUUUUGAGGCAGCAGCUGCGCUUGUUCACCAUUACAGUGACGUUGCACUGUUUGUGUCUGACCUACAGCUACUUAAAGAUGAUGCAAAUAUUUUUCUAGAGAGCAUUAAUUCUGAUGCUAGCGAUGAGGCUAUACAGGCUCUCGUCUGUGUUGUGGCUGUAGUGUAUUGUAAAGUCUUGGGGCCCUUUUGGCAGCUCCUGAAGAGUGACGCCCAGUACGUGUUGUUCAGCAAGUACCUUUACUGCCUUUAUGAGAAGCUUCUAGAGUGGUCCAGGGAUGCAUCUGUUCUCUUGCAACCCGAGGCCGUGACAAAUGUGUUUCUCCAGGUUCCAAUGCAGGAGAACAGCUUUCCUGGUGUAUUUUCCUUCUGCCAUAGAAAUGCAAAUAAUCAAUAUGGUGCUCUAAUGAAGGAAUGCCUACAGAGGAUGAUGAAGUUCAUUGCUGCUGUAAUGGAAGAAAAUCUCAAAGACUUCUUACCAGGAGGCAAGUACUGCAAAGAUCAUUCUGGGGAACUCAUGGAACAGUUUGCUAGCUGCACGUUGUCCCAGCUGAUGGGCGAGUACCCGUUUGGUCAUGCAUACUCCUACAACAAAAACAGGCCGGAUAAAUCCCAAGUGCAGCCUGAGGGUAAUACAGAAGACCAUUCGGAUGGUGACGGUGUUAUCUACAGGGCUCCAGCUGUCAAGAAACGUUCAAAGCCUUAUGUCAUGUUUGACAGGGCGAAUUUGCGACCAUUGAACAAAUUAAAAAAGAAAAGAAAAUUGAACAAGUUGUCGUGUAAUUUGAAAAUGCAAGACCAGAAGUACAGGAAAACCAUAAUUGCUUCAGUCACAAAAAACGGAGGCCCAUGUAAAAGCAUUCAAGAUGUCGAUCAGUUGCUUUUGAGAAUGGAAGGGGCACACCAUUCUCAAAAGCGAGAGGCUGUCCGUUCAGAGUUAAACUACCAAAAGUUUGUCGUUGGGUGCCGAGACAAACGGCUGAACCGUUUAGGUUUCUCUCUGUCAGACCUGGUCAACAAACUAAAGGCCAUCUUGCCUUGCGAUAACCAGUCCACAAGCUUAGUAACAGAGCCGACUGGAAAUGUCGUUGGGGGUGAAGCGAGUUCAGGUAUUUCACAAUUUACACCACAAGAACAAACUGUGAAUCAACCAUCUUCACCUUCCAAUAAUAAAAUAGAUAUAAAUAAUAAAGACAACUGAGUAAUCUUUCAGAGUUACAGAGAGAAAGUGUUUGAGUUUUCACCUGAUUCAUAGAUUUUUCCAUUAUUUUUCAUUUAUUUCCAUAUUACCAUCCAUCAUGGUUUCAUUCAAUGUUUUGUUUUCUAGUCUGAAAAAAAAAAACUCACAAUACUUUUAAAAAUGUGUCUAAUUGAUUUUUAUCGAGUUUGUUAUAGUAAAGUUAUUCAGUUGUGUAUAAUAUGCAUUUAUUUUUAUAGCUUGGUUUAAAAUAAACUACUAUAUCCCUCACCUUUCUCUAGUGUCUGUGUAUUC